UAAUGUGAAUCUUAGCAUUCAAAAAAAAUUAUUUAGGAAAUUUUGGUAUAAUUCAGAAAUUAAAUUUUGGCGGGCGCUUAAACCCCCGAAGGCGUUUAGGGUUCCCACGAACAUAUAAAAUCAGAUUGCGCCACAAAAAGAUCCGUUGCAAUUUGCGGAAUUGCCAGCGGCGCUGUGUCAGCCAUGUUUGAAUUCGAUGAUGCGAUGGAAGCGGAAGCCGAUGGCGGCGCUGUUGUCGAGGAGGACAAGGAAAGCCGCAAGAGGAAGCUGCCGGCGAACGCGGAAGCCGACGGCCGCGGCGCCGGCUCAGCGGGCGACGGUAGGCUUCUCAAGAGGAUCAUGCUUUCCUUGACGAAGCCGUCGUACGUCCUCGGGCUCGGCGGGGGGAGCUUGCGGUCGGAGAACCGCCGCAGGUUGUAUCGGCUCCUGCGCAGGCUCGCGAGGCGGCACAGCUGGGCCGAGGCGAGCGGGGUUCUGAGCGUGCUCUUGAAGGGGACGCGCAAGGAUAGGUGUCCCGAGCACAAUCGGCUCAAGUAUUCGGUGCUAAUGGAGGUCCUUGAGCAUAUAGAAGCCAAGCAUAUCAAGCGCAUUUACGAUAUUUGGAUGGCAAGGAUAGGAUCAAAAAGGAAUUGCCCAUCACAGGAUAGGCUUGCAGUUCAUUUGGAGUUCAUCCUCUUUUGUCUUACUCAAGGGAAUAUUGAGAAAGCACAUCAGAAUGCUCAAUCGCUCACGCAAGAACAAGAACUUGGGAGAGAUUCUACUUCAUAUCUGAUAUUAGGUUUGACAUUUUAUCAAAGGUGGUAUUUGAGUAUCCCAAGAGACAUGCAAAUGAUAGAUUUGGAGCAAACUAAUGCUUGUCAACAAACUGGGAUGUUGGAGGAAAGAUUUGACAUUUCAGUUAGGAACUCAGAGGGAUAUCCUGCCGUUUAUAGUUGCAAGCCCAGCACAUCCUUACAAUGCAAUUCUGACACUUCUGUCAUGAAGGAUAAAAGGAUAUUGGUGGAUACUAAUCAUGAAAGACCUACAAAAGUCCCUGUGGAGGUUGAGGCUAAUUUGGAGCAGGAGCAAUCACAACAUAGUAUCCAAUCACACCGAUUUUACAUGAAUUCUUCUGAAGAUGAAGCCUCACGGUCUACUGAUGUUGGAAAUGUACAUUGUGCUUCUUUUUUAUCUGAUCUAGUUGGCCUGGAUUCGUGGCUGUUGCCAAUAAAACUGCCACAAAACAUCAAGAAUUCUGAGGACUUCAUCCAGCAGUACCUGGAGAUGCUUAAUGGUGAUUACAAGGACGCAGUAAAGUAUUUGCGACUAGCUCUUGAUUCAUCACCCGCAAAAUCAGAUGCCCUUCUUCCUCUGAUUCAGUUGCUACUGAUUGGCGGACAAGUAAAUGAGGCAUUGAAUGUGCUCGAAGAGGUCUGUCAUCAUGUAGAUACUGCCCUUCCUUCAAGAGUGCGAGCUGCUCUGUUGGAAAGUUUCGCUCGUGAAAAUGUUGUUGAGCUCUCAUCAUGCUAUGAAGAAAUCUUAAAGAGGGAUCCAACGUGCUGCCAUUCAGUGGCAAGGCUUGUCACUAUGCAUCAAAGUGGAGAUUAUCAUCCUGGAUCCAUGCUGGAAAUGAUCUCUCUGCAUCUGGAUGCUACGUAUGCUGAACACCAGAUAUGGAGGGAAUUUGCAAUGUGUUUCCUCAAGCUUGCUGGGCAUGAAGACGAUUGCAUGUCAGUGCACUUGGAUGGUAAAGAAGGUGGAUUUAGGCAAAACUAUUCUGUUCGUUUUAAUAGGAUCCCUGUCCAUUUCCUGAGGAAUGACUUGGGCAAGAAUUGGAGGUUCCGGUGCAGGUGGUGGUCGACGCGUCAUUUCAGUUAUAGCAUUCUUGAAACAGAGAUUGCAGCUGGUAAUAUUCAGCUCCUAACUUACAAGGCCGCAUGUGCUGCCCAUAUGUAUGGGCAAGAGUUUGAAUACGUUGUAAAGGUUUACAAUAGUUUAGAAGAGGGAACUAAUGAGGACUUCUUGUUGUUCUUGCGAACGCACUUGCGAAAUUCCGUCAGGCUCCUGUCAAGCUUUCAGCCGAAACAGGCAUGACUUUCACCGUGUUGUUUUCUAACUGGUGAGUUUCAUCAGCAUUUUGUGUGCCCAUGGCUGAGAAAGGUGAGGAUGCACGGUCGGCAAAUCUGAUUUGCUCAAACGAAAAGGUUUAUGUUCACAUUCUGUAUAGAAUUGGUGGUUAGGGGUGGGAGUUGUCACUUGUUUGGGUAAAAGCAUCUACAACGUGCAUACCAGGAAACGUGUCACAGAUUUUGCUCCUCCUGUGCUAACAUUCUCCUUGUAUGAUUCUGAAUUGUGUCUCA
Molecule: messenger RNA, 2339 nt
Organism: Syzygium oleosum
Lineage: Eukaryota; Viridiplantae; Streptophyta; Magnoliopsida; Myrtales; Myrtaceae
Exons: 9
Coding region: 184-2073 (629 amino acids)
Biological process (GO): transcription by RNA polymerase I
Cellular component (GO): RNA polymerase I transcription regulator complex
Molecular function (GO): protein binding
Source: RefSeq, a predicted model, not a curated record